Molecule: messenger RNA, 1505 nt
Organism: Mugil cephalus (flathead mullet)
Lineage: Eukaryota; Metazoa; Chordata; Actinopteri; Mugiliformes; Mugilidae
Gene: dnase1l1
Product: deoxyribonuclease I-like 1
Exons: 9
Coding region: 90-1070 (326 amino acids)
Biological process (GO): DNA catabolic process
Cellular component (GO): nucleus
Molecular function (GO): DNA nuclease activity
Source: RefSeq, a predicted model, not a curated record
CACAGACUCCGCCCGGGUCGAGUUUCACUAUCAGGCGGCAUGAAACAAACGCACCCCGAGAGUCAGAGAAGACAGAGAAGUUUUGGGCCAUGAGGUCCCUUUUCCUCCUACUGCUCUCCAUCCUCGUGGGUGUGAUUGAUGUUCAAGGAGGUUCAGACUUCAGAGUCUGCGCCUUCAACCUCCAUCACUUUGGAGACUCUAAAUCAAAGAAGACAGAUGUGAUGCAGACUCUUGUCAGGAUCAUUACGCGCUGUGAUGUGUGUCUGCUUCAGGAAGUGAGAGACAGUAAAGAAAAAGCUGUACCAAGGCUGCUUGACCUCAUCAAAAGGUACGACACCAGGCAUGAGUACAAAUCUGUGGCCAGUGAGAGACUGGGCAGGUCGGACUACCAGGAGCAGUAUGUGUUCGUGUACAGGGCUAAUACCGCAACACUCACUGGGCAAUAUCAGUACCCAGACGAUCUACCAGGGGACGUAGAUGCUUUCGCUAGAGAGCCCUUUGUCGUCCGCUUCAGAGCUCCCAAUACAGCUAUUAAGGAUUUUGUCCUCAUACCUCAGCACACCACUCCAAGCAACGCCACUAAGGAGAUUGAUGCACUGUAUGAUGUUUUGCAACGUGUGAGAAAGAUGUGGAAAACUGAGGAUGUGAUGCUUCUCGGCGACUUCAACGCUGACUGUGGAUACCUGGCUAAGAAGAACAGGAAGAAUGUUCGCCUGAUUACAGACCAGAACCUUCACUGGCUCAUACCAGAGGACACAGACACCACCGUGCGAUUGUCCACGUCCUGCGCCUACGACAGGAUUGUUGUGAAUGGAGACAAGUUCAACAGAGCGAUUGUGCCGUCCUCAGCCAAACCGUUCGACUUCCAAACACAAUACGACCUGUCAGAAGAUCAGGCCCUGGAUGUCAGUGACCACUACCCAGUGGAGGUCCUACUGAAGACCGUCGGGCCAAAACCCUUCAAUCGAGGAUCUUCCUUCACGUUAACUGGAAAUGGGAAAACAGUUCACUCAGCGUUCUUGGCUUUGUUUUUCUUUUGCCACCUCGUCCUCCAGGUGUCGAUGUGGUAGUUGAAUAAGUGGACUAGGAUGGAACCUCAGGGCAGCUGGCCUCGCGAACCUCAUGGUUUCUCAUAAUGUGGGGUCAAACUUGCCAAAUUGUACAGAUAAUGUUUGUCGGAACAACACUCCGUGUUUGGGUUCAAGGUUACAGAAAAUAUAGUUACACAACAUUUACCUUUAUGUAAUUCACCUUAUUGUGCAAUAAUCCGUGUGGCAGGGUAUGAAUGAGGGUUCGGGAAUGUUGGACCCUUUUAUUAAUUUUAUCAAGACAGUAUCUAGGAUACUGAAGCAGUGUUGGGCAUGUAUUGUGUGUGUUUACCUGUGUCUUUAUGUAAAAUAUGCUGUAAGUCCGCACACAGCUACUCCAAGAAGCUUAUCUGUUGUGAAUACUUGAUGUAUUAUGAAUUUGUGAUACAGAUAAUAAUAAAUUAAAUUCAAGUCUGA